CAAAAUGACCAUGAUUUAGAUAUUUCCUCUUUAUAUACAAACUAAAACUAUUCUUCCUCACACAGAGAACUUCCUGAAGACUUCCCACAAUGCAACUGAGGCAUAUAAAGACACUGUUAAUCCCGCAGGAGGGUGCUGCCAAAGUGACGUGCAUGACCUGGGCACCCAACAACACCAAGUUUGCUGUUUGCACCGUGGACAGAGUGGUGCUGCUGUACGAUGAGCAGGGAGAGAGGAGAGACAAGUUCUCCACCAAGCCUCUGGACUCCAAGUAUGGGAAACAGAGCUAUGUGGUUAAUGACAUGGUGUUCUCACCGGACUCCACCAAGAUCGCCAUCGGCCAGUCUGACAACAUCAUCUUCGUCUACAGGAUCGGGGAGGAGUGGGGGGAUAAGAAAGCCAUAUGCAACAAAUUUGUCCAGACAAGUGCUGUGACGUGUCUGCUUUGGCCUGCGGAGCACGCUGUUGUGUAUGGGCUGGUUGAUGGAAAGGUUCGCCUCGCCAACACUCAGACCAACAAGUCGUCCACCAUCUACGGCACCGAGUCCUGUGUCGUCUCACUCACAUCCAAUGUUUCAGGUAAAGGCAUCCUGUCCGGUCACGCUGACGGGACGGUCGUUCGUUACUUCUUCGAUGAUGAAGGCUCGGGGGAGUCUCAGGGGAAGCUGCUGACUCACACCUGCCCCCCCUACGCUCUGGCCUGGGGGGCAAACAGCAUCAUGGUGGGAGGCUGUGAUAAGAAGGUGGUGGCGUACGGCAGAGAGGGUCACAUCCUGCAGACCUUCGACUACACCCGAGACCAGAUGGAGAGGGAGUUCACCGUGGCCUCCACCAGCCCCAGCGGCCAGUCGGUGGUGUUCGGCAGCUACGACCGGUUACGGGUGUUUAACUGGGCUCCGAGGAGAGGCAUGUGGGAUGAAGCCAAGCCUAAAGAGAUCCCCAACCUUUACACCAUCACCAGCUUGGCCUGGAAGAAAGACGGAUCACGCCUCUGUGCCGGGACUCUGUGUGGAGGGGUGGAGCUGUUUGAUUGCUGCCUGCGGAGAACCAUCUAUAAGAACAAGUUUGAGAUGACCUACGUUGGCCUGAGCCAGGUGAUAGUGAGGAACCUCUCCACGGGGACGCGGGUCGUCCUGAAGUCCUACUACGGCUACGAGAUCGAAGAGGUUAAAAUCAUGGGCAAGGAUCGCUUCCUGGUGGCUCACACCUCCGACACGCUGCUGCUGGGAGACCUGCUGACCAAUAAACUGAGCGAGGUGCCGUGGCCCGGCUCUGGAGGAAAUGAAAAGUUCUUCUUUGAGAAUGAAUCAGUUUGCAUGAUAUUUAACGCUGGAGAGCUGAGCCUGGUGGAGUACAGCAACAACGAGAUCCUGGGAUCAGUCAGGACAGAGUUUAUGAACCCCCACCUCAUCAGUGUCCGACUAAAUGAGAGGAAGCAGAGAGGAACGGAGGACAAUAAAAAGCUCGCCUAUCUGAUUGACAUAAAGACCAUCGCUGUGGUGGACUUGGCUGGAGGCUACAAUCUGGGAACCAUCAGUCACGACUCCAAAAUCGACUGGCUGGAGCUCAAUGAGACCGGGCGCAAACUGCUGUUCAGGGACAAGAAGCUGCGGCUCCAUUUGUACGACAUAGAGAGCUCCGUGAAGACUACGCUGCUGAGUUUCUGCUCAUACGUCCAGUGGGUGCCCGGCAGUGACGUGGUGGUUGCCCAAAACAGGGGAAACCUCUGCAUCUGGUACAGUAUCGACAGCCCAGAGAGCAUCACCAUGUUCCCGAUAAAGGGAGACAUUGUGGAUCUGGAAAGGGUGGACGGGAAGACGGACGUGAUGGUGACGGAGGGCGUAAACACGGUGACCUGCACACUGGACGAAGGCCUCAUUGAGUUUGGCACCGCUGUUGAUGACGGAGACUAUGACAGAGCCACAGCAUUUCUUGAGACUCUGGAGAUGUCACCAGAGACUGAAGCCAUGUGGAAGACGCUCAGCAAGCUGGCUGUAGAGGCAUGCCAGCUGCACAUCGCAGAAAGGUGUUUUGCAGCGUUGGGCGAUGUCUCCACUCUUCGUUUCCUCCACCAAACCAACCAGAUAGCAGACAAAGUUUCAGAGGAAAUGGCCGGAGAUCUGUACGAGAAGAUCAGGAACAACCAGAGAGCUCUGGAGUGCUACUGCAAAGGAGCCGCUUUCAGGAAAGCGGUGGAGCUGGCUCGCAUCGCCUUCCCUGCCGAGGUGGUGAAACUGGAGGAGGCCUGGGGAGAUUACCUCGUCCAGCAGAAACAGAUGGACGCCGCCAUCAACCACUUCAUUGAAGCAGGCUGCUCUGUGAAAGCCAUCGAGGCGGCCAUCGCUGCUCGCCAGUGGAAGAAAGCCGUCCACAUCCUGGAGCUACAGGAGGAUCCGUCCACAGCCCCUUACUACGUGAAGAUAGCUCAGUACUACGCCUCCAUGCAGGACUAUGAGGUGGCAGAGCAGCUGUUUGUGAAAGGAGGCCACAUUAAAGAUGCUAUAGAGAUGUUCACUACGGCAGGACGCUGGGAGGAGGCUCAUAAGUUGGCAGUGAAGUGUAUGACAGAGGAGGAAGUGAUGGCUCUGUAUAUCAGCCGAGCUCAGGAGCUGGAGAGAGACGGCAAAUUCAAAGAGGCUGAGAGGCUUUUUGCCACGGUGAAGCAGCCCGAUCUCGCCAUCACCAUGUAUAAGAAGAACCGGAUGUUCGAUGACGUCAUUCGCUUGGUGGCCAAACAUCAUCCGGACCUGCUGACAGAGACUCACCUCCACCUGGCCAAGGAGCUGGAGGCUGAAUCCAGGUUCUCAGAGGCAGAGUAUCACUUCAUGGAGGCUGAAGAGUGGAAGGCUGCCGUCCACAUGUACCGAGUCAACGAUAUGUGGGAGGAGGCUCACAGGGUGGCUAAGAGCCAUGGAGGUGCAGGUGCGCAGAAGCAGGUGGCGUACCUGUGGGCCAGAAGCCUGGGAGGAGAGGCGGCCGUCAAGCUGCUCAACAAGUUCGGCCUGCUGGAAUACGCCAUCGAGUCUGCUUCAAAUAACCUAUCAUUUGACUUCGCCUUUGAUUUGGCUCGCGUCUCAUGUAAGGAGAAGAUCCCCGAGAUCCACCUCAAACACGCCAUAUACCUGGAAGAUGAGGGAAAAUUUGCCGAAGCUGAAGUCGAGUUCAUCAAAGCGGGAAAACCCAAAGAAGCUGUGCUCAUGUACGUCCACAACAAAGACUGGACCAACGCGCAGCGGGUUGCUGAGAACCACGAUCCAGAGAGUGUGUCUGAGGUUCUGGUCGGCCAAGCCAAGUUCUGCUUUGAACAGAAAGACUACCAGAAGGCUGAAGCUUUCCUGCUCCGAGCCCAGAGACCCGACCUGGCCGUUAAAUAUUACAAGGAUGGUGACAUGUGGAGUGAUGCGAUGCGUAUCUGUAAGGAGUAUCUCCCCAACAAGCUCUCGUUGCUCCAGGAGGAAUACGAGAAGGAGACGGCCAAGAAGGGAAACCGUGGUGUGGAGGGUCUGCUGGAACAGGCCCGAGAGUGGGAGCAGUCUGGUGAAUACGCUCGGGCUGUGGAGUGUUACCUGAAGGUGAAGGAAGACUCAAAUACAGCCCUGAUGGAGAAAUGCUGGAUGAAGGCAGCAGAGUUGGCCAUCAAGUUCCUCAGUGGAGAGCGACCGGUGGAGGUUAUCCGGGUGGUCGGACCUCGCCUCACAAAGCUGAGGAAGUACAACGCUGCCGCUGAGCUCUACUUAAAUAUGGACCUGAUCAAAGAGGCCAUCGAUGUCUUCAUUGAGGGAGAGGAGUGGAACAAAGCCAAGAGAGUCGCCAAGGAGCUGGAGCCAAGGUAUGAGGACUAUGUGGACCAGAAGUACAAAGAGCACCUCAAGAACCAAGGCAAAGUGGAGUCUCUGGUGGGUGUGGACGUCAUGGCAGCUCUGGAUAUGUAUGCAGACAGAGGACAAUGGGAGAAAUGUCUGGAAACAGCAUCUAAACAGAACUUUAAGAUCCUCCAUAAAUACGUCGCUCUGUACGCCACACACCUCAUCAAAGAGGACGACGCUCCGAGGGCCCUGCAGCUCUACAUACAGCAUGGAGCACCUCCGAACCCUCAGAACUUCAACAUCUACAAGCGUUUGUUCCUGGAUCUGAUCAACCUUCCCGACACCGACGGACAUGAGGCUUACCGCAUGUGGGCCGAACUCCGCAACUUCCUGCUGCAGCUGUGUGAGAACUUGUCGAAGUCGGCUGAGGUGAACUCUGCAGCUCAUGAAGAGUUUGAGCAGAUGCUGCUGAUCGCUCACUACUACGCCACGAGGUCCGCAGCCAGAGGCGUCGAGCAGCUGAUCGGCGUAGCGUCCAGACUGUCGGUGUCGCUGCUGCGUCACACUGAGCUGGUUCCUGCAGAGAAAGCUUUCUACGAGGCGGGGCUCGCCUGCAGGGAAGUCGGCUGGGAGAACAUGGCCUUCAUCUUUCUCAACCACUUCUUGGACCUGUGUGACGCCAUCGAUGAGGGAACGCUGGGAAACCUGGAUCACUCCGACUUCCUGAACACCGACAUUCCCUUUGAAGUUCCAGUUCCCACCAAACUCUGCAUCACCGUGGCCCAGCGGGAGGCGAUCCGUGAUUGGGUGUUGAUGGUUUCCAUGGAUCAGCGGCUGGAGCAGAUUCUGCCGCAGGACGAGAGGAACACGUACGAAGCCUCGCUGGUGGCCGUCAAUACCGGCAUCCGCUCGCUGCCGUGUGUCCUCACCGGUUAUCCUGUUCUGAGGAAUAAGAUCGAGUUCUCGUCUCCGGGAAGAGCCGCCAACAAAGAAGAUUGGAACAAAUUCCUCAUGGCCACGAAGACCACUCACAGCCCGGAGUGUCAGGACGUCCUGAAGUUCAUCAGCCAGUGGUGUGGCGGUCUGCCGGCGUCGGGAUUCUCCUUCCACUGAAACACACAC
Molecule: messenger RNA, 4928 nt
Organism: Scomber japonicus (chub mackerel)
Lineage: Eukaryota; Metazoa; Chordata; Actinopteri; Scombriformes; Scombridae
Gene: ift172
Product: intraflagellar transport 172
Biological process (GO): intraciliary transport
Cellular component (GO): intraciliary transport particle B; axoneme; ciliary basal body
Molecular function (GO): protein binding
Source: RefSeq, a predicted model, not a curated record